GGGCCGGGCCGGGCCGGGCCGGGCAGGGCAGGGCAGGUGCGGGGCUAGGUGCUCGGCGGGGGAUGCGGUGCUCGGGCGCAGCAUGCUGUGGGGGGUGGGCCUGGCGGCGCCCCGCUCCUGCGUGGCGGACCUGAGCCGCAACCGCAGCCUGUCGCUGGGGUGGUGUGCGGGUCCCGAGGAGCCGCCGCCCGCCUUCUAUGGGGGCGAGAUCGUCGCCUUCCCGCUGGCGGGCGGGGGCGCGGGCGGCACCAUGGCGGCGCUGAGCCCCGACUCCUGGUGGAAGAAGACGCUGUACCUGACGGGUGGCGCGCUGCUGGCCGCCGCCGCGUACGUGAUCCACGAGCUGCUGGCCAUACGGAAGGAGGAAGAGCUGGAUUCGAAAGAUGCUAUCAUACUGCACCAGUUUUCAAGGCCUACCAAUGGCGUUCCAAGUUUAUCUCCAUUCUGUCUGAAAAUGGAAACUUACUUGAGGAUGGCUGAUCUGCCCUAUCAGAACUAUUUUGAUGGAAAACUUUCCCCUCAAGGGAAAAUGCCUUGGAUUGAAUACAAUCACACUCAAGUAUCUGGCACUGAGUUCAUUAUUGAUUUUUUGGAAGAGAAGCUUGGAGUGAAUUUGAAUAAACACCUCGGUCCACAUGAAAGAGCUGUUUCCAGAGCCGUGACAAAAAUGGUGGAGGAGCACUUGUACUGGACUUUAACUUAUUGCCAGUGGGUGGAAAAUCUUCAUGAGACGCAGAAGAUGGUUUCGCUUUUUGGCCCCUUCAGUGACUUGCUGAAAUGGAUUCUGUGCCAUCUGACCAAAGGGAUUGUGAAGCGGGAGAUGUUUGGCCAUGGCAUUGGCCGCUUCUCAGAGGAGGAGAUGUACACACUGAUGGAGAAGGACAUGCGGACUCUAGCAAGUCUCCUGGGUGACAAGAAGUACAUUAUGGGACCAAAGAUUUCCACUGUUGAUGCCACAGUCUUUGGGCAUCUGGCACAGGCAAUGUGGACACUACCAGGGACUCGACCAGAGAGACUAAUCAAAGGUGAACUGAUCAACCUUGCUAUGUAUUGUGAAAGAAUAAGGAGGAAAUUUUGGCCAGAAUGGCACCACGAUGAUGAUAACACUCUGUAUGAAUCUGAGGAAAGCAGUGAAGCAAGCAAGACUUACUCCCCUUUGCAGGACUUCAGUUUUUAUUCAAGGACAGAAACCUUUGACGAGGAAGGGAACAGUAUUUCUCAAACCCCUGACACGGAUUACACUGGACACUCCCUCUUUGAUUCAGAUGUGGACAUGGAUGAGUACAGAGAUUAUGAACAGCGCAAGUGAUGCGUACAGGCAUAUCCCAUUUUACAGAUAAGCUGUUUCUUGGGAUCAUUCUGAUUUGUCUUCUCCUCCAGGUCAGGAAGAAGUUAUAUCACUUCAGAAGAGACCAUUGUGCUUGUCUCAGCUGUCACAUGCUACCUGGACUAUUUCAGCCUUAUUUCAUUUUGUGUAACUAUUCAGGUGGAACCAAGGUAAAGUGUUAUUUAAAACAAACACAGGCAAACUGGAGGUCCAGAGGGCAACAGGACCUUUCAAUGACCUGCAUUUUUGUUUUUGAGUUCAAAACCAGAUACUGCAGCCAGGUGGGACAGACCUCUGGGAAGUGGAGCAUUUGUCAGAGCUAGUUUGUGUUGAUACAUUCUCUUUACAGGAAUGCACUGAGGACAAAAAUGGAAGAAGCAUGACUGGCACAUCUUUCUCCCAAGGAAGAAAAUGAUUGAUGCUGUAUUGAAAAGGACCUUUGGGUGUGGGCUGAUGGCCAGCUGAACGUGAGCAGCAUCUUGGCUUGUAUCAGAAGUAGCGUAGCCAGCAGCACUAGGGAAGUGAUUGUCCUCUUGUACAAGGCACUGGUGACAAAUCCUUUGUUCAGUUUUGGGCCCCUCACUACAAGAAAGACAUUGAGGUGCUGGAGAGUGUCUCAUUCCUGCCUAAAGAAGAGCAAUGAAGCUGGUGAAGGGCCUGGAGCACAAGUCUUAUGAGGAACAGUUGAGGGAAAUUGGGGUUGUUUAGCCUGGAGAAAAGUAGGCUCAGGAGAGACCUUACUGCUCUCUAUGACAGAGGUUAUAGUGAGGAGGAUGUCAGUGUCUUCUCCCAAGUAACAAGGGACAGGAGGAAAGAUCCUCAAGUUGUGCCAGAGGAGGUUUAGAUUGGAUAGGAAAAAAUGUCUUCACUGAAAGUGUUCUCAAGCAUUGGAACAGGCUUCCCAGGGAAGUGGUGGAGUCACCAUCCUUGGAGGUAUUUAGAAGACAUGUAGAUGUGGCACUUAGGGACAUGGUUUAGUGGUGGACUUGAUAGUGCUAAGUAAACAGUUGGACUUGACAAUCUUAAAGGUCUUUUCAAACCUAAAGAAUUCUGUGAUUCUAUGAGUUCUGGGAGGAUUUUAUUUGAUAGCUACUUAUACUCUGGGUUCAUAUGUUAUUACAGUGUCUGCAGGAAAGAGCUGCUCCCAGUUCUUUUGGAGACAGUCAAGGAGGACAAGAGAAAAACAUUGCUACAGAAAGCAGCUUUUAGUGUUGUUCUUUGAAAAAUAUUGAAAUUGCUACUUUAGAAUAUUUUUAUUCAGGAGGGAAAUGUCAGUUUUAUUCUGUAAUCUCCCAAACACUCAUCUGGAAUGUGUGUUGGCUGAAUUUCUUCUGUGUUUUCAAUUUAUUAUUAUGUUUUUACUUCCUGCCCCUGGCUUUUGCCUGCUAUUGUUAGGCAAGGCUAAAGAAUUGGGUUUUGUUACUUAACAUGUGGUGUAUCUCAGCAGUGAGUGUUUUGUGCUUUUUACCAACAGGCACAUCAAAGCCAUGGAGCUUGCAAAGUGAUUUGGGGUAUUUCUAGGUGUGGGAUGCUGUGUAAAUGCAGGAUAUUGGCCCAGGCAGUCGAAUGCUUUAGAGCUGUUAGGAAGGUGCUUCAGGGGGUGCUGGGCACUGUGCGAGCUUACAGUGCACAGUCCCUAAAGCUGAUGCAUAGGAGGCAGUUGAAACAGGACAGCUAAGUCAGCACUGCUGUCUGUGGAGAUUUCCAGGUGUUUAAAGAGUGACCAGAAUUGAUUUUAACACGCCUUUGCUAGCACAUGUGUGAAUCUGGAACCCCAAAUCUAGAAUGAUUGCACAGGUGCUGAAAUGCUUUGUGUUCGUGUCUCCUUAAAUGCGGGUUAAAGGUGAGAAUGAAGAAUGAUUUACUCACCACUUUGAAGGCAAAGCAUUUAUGUCAGGGUUGCUUGGCUGUGACUACUUGAUGUUAGGUAAAGGUAAAGCAUACAGAACAUAGAGAGCUGUGGUAUUUGUAAACAUGCAUAUACAAUUGGGUAUUUGCCUGCAGAUAUUGAUGGAGGUCUGUUUGGAAAUACUUUAAUUAUGACUUUCACAGUUAUUUCUAGUUAGAUUAAUUAGGAUCCUACAGCAAAACUGUUACAAUGUGUUGAUUGUGCCAUACAUUCUGGGAGCAGACAGGGCAGACAACUGCUUUAGGAUGUUAAUUAUUGGUAGUCCUAAUAGUCUGGAG
This is a messenger RNA of Pezoporus occidentalis (night parrot), 3514 nucleotides long. RefSeq names its product failed axon connections homolog, metaxin like GST domain containing (gene FAXC). Lineage: Eukaryota; Metazoa; Chordata; Aves; Psittaciformes; Psittacidae. Gene Ontology annotation, cellular component: cytoplasm. Bases 83 to 1309 code for a protein of 408 amino acids. The record is from RefSeq and is a predicted model, not a curated record. The transcript is spliced from 6 exons.